AUGGACACAUCUGUUAAUCAAUAUUAUAAGAUUUCUAUGGUAUCUUCAAACGAGAAUCCGACCCAGCCCGCACUGUUCCUGCACGGGGAGAGUCCUGUGUGGGACGCGGACACACAAUCAUUGUACUUUGUCGACGUUCACGCACAGAAUAUACACAAACUUAAUUACAUCACUGGUAAAAUAUCCACUAAACAUAUUGGUAAGUGUUACGGUCAAGUCAAUGUGAUAUCACUAAUAUCGGGCUCCAAGAGGCUGCUGGUGUCAGUCCGCGCGGCGCUGUACCUAAUGGACUGGACAGUAUCUGGGGAUGCGUCGCUUCGGCUGCUCACCUCGAUGGACGAGGGCGAGCCCGACAACAUGAUCAAUGACGGCAAACCUGACGUUGAAGGACGCUUCUGGGUUGGUACAAAGGGCCCUCAGACCGGUGACGAGGUGACCCCCGACCGCGGCACGUUGUACAGCGUGCAGCAAGACACACGAGCACACAUCCGCACCGCGCUGCGCCCCGUCUCCGUCUCCAACGGCAUCGCCUUCGCACUCAAUAAUUCCCUCCUUUACUACGUAGACUCCCCAACACAGAAGAUAGAAGCCUUCGACUUUGACUCGCAGAAGGGAGAAAUCAGCGGGCGGCGCACGAUCAUCGACGUGACGUCAUACGGGUACGAUGACGCGAUCCCUGACGGCAUGACCAUCGACAGUAAGGGACAUCUUUGGGUCGCGUUGAUGUUUGGCGGCGCAGUGCUGCACAUAGACCCGGACAAGCGCGAGGUGGUGUACGGUUACAAGUUGCCUGUGAGCCGGACCACCUCCGUGUGCUGGGGGGGACCUGACAUGGACGAGCUGUUCGUGACGACCGGCCGCGACGCCGCCGCAGCGGAGCCACUUGCCGGGGCACUGUUCACUAUCCGCUCUACCGGCAGUCGAGGUGUACCUAUACCUGCUUUCAGAUUCGAUAACGCUGAUUCUUAUUAAAAUCGAUUAUAAAAAUAUUUUUUUGUAGUUAAUUGAAAUAGAUUGUGACAAUCGAUUUGUUUGAGGAAUUGA
This is a messenger RNA of Papilio polytes (common Mormon), 1044 nucleotides long. RefSeq names its product regucalcin-like. Gene Ontology annotation, molecular function: calcium ion binding; gluconolactonase activity. The transcript is spliced from 6 exons. The record is from RefSeq and is a predicted model, not a curated record. Lineage: Eukaryota; Metazoa; Arthropoda; Insecta; Lepidoptera; Papilionidae. Gene Ontology annotation, biological process: L-ascorbic acid biosynthetic process. The coding region runs from base 1 to 972 and encodes 323 amino acids.